Messenger RNA from Guyanagaster necrorhizus, 1450 nucleotides. RefSeq lists its product as uncharacterized. The record is from RefSeq and is a predicted model, not a curated record. NCBI's taxonomy places the organism in Eukaryota, Fungi, Basidiomycota, Agaricomycetes, Agaricales, Physalacriaceae. Gene Ontology annotation, biological process: protein ubiquitination. Bases 111 to 1334 code for a protein of 407 amino acids. Gene Ontology annotation, molecular function: ubiquitin protein ligase activity. The transcript has 5 exons.
CUCAUAAGACAGUGGCUGGGACACCGCCACAGUGAUGUCGGCCCCCGGACCGUUCAUGAUUUAUCGACAUCCAAAACAACUUUUCUCCAUCCAACCCCACGAGCUCUUAUAUGAACCCACAAAAGAGAGGGAGAUCAUCUUCGUUGUCGUCGUUGUCAUCCACGGGCUCCGCUCUCGUCCCCGCGACAGCUAAGAAGAGAGCCAAGGUCGAGACAAGAGAAUGUCCUAUAUGCAAAGAACAUAUACCCCUACGACUCCUUGCUAAGCACUCUGAUUUUGAAUUUCAACGCGUCGAGAAGAUUAUUCAGAGCGUUGGGUCAACAGAUGUCCUAGCUGCUGAGUUUGAGGAAGGGUCUAGCACAUCAUUUUUGCGUAGAAAGUCUGCUGUUCGUGCACAAAAGUCCUUUCAAUCCAAAGAUACCGAUGUGCAAACUACCAAGAUACUGCAGAAGAUCAGACGAAACCGAAAGCGGCGUCAUGCUGGACUGAAGGAAAUGACGAGAGAGGAUGAGGAGAGUUACUUGCAUGCUUCCCGUCGGGGAAGGCAAUCUUGUGGAGAAAUUGUGUGUCCUGUUUGUCUGACGACGGUGACAGGAGAUGAGGACGUUUUGGACGCGCAUGUCGAUGCAUGUUUGGCAGGCGAAGCCCGGCGGAUGGAUGAAGAGAGAGAGCAGAAGGAGAUGCUCCGGAGAGAAGAGGAAGAAGAUGAGUGGGAAGACGAAGGACCAAUUAUUGGGAGCGUUAGAGGUACUGGCUUUCACACACGCAAUAGGAACGAGCAAGACAUAGAGGAAGACAUUGACAUUGACGGCGACGAUGAAGCAUUCGGGUGUCCUCAGUUUACAGAGGGCGAUAUCCUGGGUCCGGCACCCGCACCUGAAAUUGAAGUGGACGUAGACAUCGAGAACGAGGGGCACGGUAGUGUUGCGACGACGUUACGGGAUUUGGUGGCUGAGGGUAAGGUCACGAAAGGGAAGGAGAAAAUUCAUGGGGGUCUGGAUGCGGUGAAGGCCAAGAUGGACGAGGUCAUGGGCGUUGGUGAAGCCGAUAGAAUGGACCGUGCGAUUUUGACGGCCAGGCACUCGAGUAACCGUCCAGCGUUGAUCAAGGCAUUGGAGGAGAAGGUCACAUUUUUGGAGGCAACUAGAGUUUCUUCAUCGACAUCACUGCUCUGUCGUAUCUGUCUAGACCCGUACAACGAACCCACGGUGUCGACGGGAUGCUGGCACACCUGUUGUCGUGAAUGCUGGCUUAGGUGUUUAGGGUCUACUAAGCUCUGUCCUAUUUGCAAGCGGAUUACUGGUGCUACAGACCUGCGGCGAGUGUAUCUCUAGUACUUUUAUGUAUAUUGUAUACAGAUGGCAUUGUGUAGCCGAUACGUUUUGCUUUUCAUUCGACUAGCCUAUCUGUUGAAAGGUCAUGGCUAUCCUAGGCCCUGUGUGCCCGCUUC